Messenger RNA from Hydractinia symbiolongicarpus, 1221 nucleotides. RefSeq names its product immediate early response 3-interacting protein 1-like. Gene Ontology annotation, biological process: endoplasmic reticulum to Golgi vesicle-mediated transport. The coding region runs from base 206 to 451 and encodes 81 amino acids. The record is from RefSeq and is a predicted model, not a curated record. Gene Ontology annotation, cellular component: endoplasmic reticulum membrane; COPII-coated ER to Golgi transport vesicle; Golgi membrane. NCBI's taxonomy places the organism in Eukaryota, Metazoa, Cnidaria, Hydrozoa, Anthoathecata, Hydractiniidae. The transcript has 2 exons.
ACCAAUAUUCCUGCAAAUAGUUGGUGUGGAAAACAAAACAAAAGCUGCUGCGUGUCUCUGGUUUGGGCAAGUGAACGAAAACUCAUUUCUCCUCCUUCAGACUCUUAUUUUUAUUCAGACACACAUCAAAAAUUAAGAGAGAAACGACAGGACUACACUAGCUGCAUAUUAUUGCGAUUCGACUAAUUUGAUUUAAAACAAAACUAUGGCAUUUGGUUUGUAUAGUUUGCUAGAAGUAAUUCUUCUUGUUAUUAAUGCAAUGGCUGUAUUGAAUGAAGAGAGAUUUCUGUCAAAAGUUGGGUGGGGAGCUGAUCAAAUGGCUGGGUUUGGUGACCAACCUGGUGUGAAGCAACAAUUACUCAAUUUAAUCCGAUCAGUCCGAACUGUAAUGCGAAUUCCACUCAUUGGUGUAAAUGCUUUUGUUAUUAUUGUUAAGUUAUUAAUGGGGUAAAGUCACAUCAAGAAUUGUUUAUUAUGGAAUCAGUGCAUAUAAGUAAGACAUUUAAAAAGACGUGUGGUGAUGGCCUUGAAAUUCUUGUGGUUUAAAGAUUUGGAUUAUUCUAUUCUAUUUACUUUCGAAAUUUAUUUAUGUUGUGUUCAGACUAAGUUUUUUGAAGAGAAAUUAUAGCAGUGUUCAUUGAUCAGAUGUGUGUGUUAUUGCACAGUCAUAAAGUUGCUACAUGUAUGUUUGUUUGUUUAUUUGAAGUGUAAUUGUAAGCCAAAUAUUUUCUAUAUCACUAUAUAUUAAUAUUAUAUAUCCUACAUAAAUAAAUAUUGUUAAAUUGUGCAGGUGGUAAUUUUAGUUUGUUGUUUGGACGUUUAUGUUUUUAGAUUUAAUUUUCCAGCUAUUGUAACUGAGUCAAACACAAUUUAAUUAGUUGUUCUCUGGUAUGCUAACAUCCCAAUUGUUUACUAAAGGAAAUAAUUUCGAUAUAUACAAUCCUGCUUUGCCACAAUUACCACCAUACUUCUGCGAAAAUAAAAGUUGGAGAUUAUCAUCAUACAUUUGUUCUAGUUGUUCAUUUGAUCAAAUUUUAUUAGAUAUUUAUUUAAACUUAUUGACUUCAAAUUCAAAUUUGUACAGUUAAUAAAAACAGCGGCCUUAAUGGUGCAUGGGAGUAAAGAAACUUGAAAGGCUACCUUUAGUAAACAAUAUUUAAAUUUUUUCUUCUUUGCAACUUAUAUAUUACCCUUUGGCAAUAUUAUUUUCUUGAUUUAUUU